AUGUCUCCCUCCUCUUCAAGAAGUCAGCAGGGAGACGAUCGCUCAUUGAGCAGGGCCAAUGACGAGUGGGCGCCCCUGCUCAAAGCUGCUACUUCUGCACCCCUUGCUGAGGCAGGAGAGGCCGAAGUUCUCGCCUACGGAACGCAUCAUGGAGCUCAAUUAGAGGGCGGCGACGAGCUCAAGACCUUGGAUUUUUCGCAGAUAUUCUUGCUGUGCUACACACGUUUGGUCGAACCUGUAGCAUUCUUCUCCAUCUUCCCAUAUAUCAACUUGAUGAUUGAGAAGACUGGUGGUGUUGCCAAAGAAGAUGUUGGAUUCUACUCGGGACUCAUUGAGAGCUUGUUUUCGGCAACGCAAAUGUGUGUCAUGAUAUUCUGGGGCAGGACAUUGCAUGUCCAUCAAAGCGCAAAGACAUCAGCCGAGCCUACUAUGACGACAUGGGAACUGAUCAAGUACCCUGGCGUUGCUAAAGUUAUGCUCAUCUACAACUACUGCAUGCUUCUAGCCUUUGCAUUCACUGCCGCUUUCCCCGUCUUCAUGUACACUCCCAUUAAUCUCGGGGGGCUGGGGCUGUCGCCCAAAUGGAUAUCAGUCUUCAUGGCAAUCGGAGGACUAGCCCAGGCGUUCUGGUUGCUUGUGGUAUUCCCACCCCUUCACAAGCGCAUCGGCACCGGCGGUCUCCUCAAAUUCAAUGCCUUCAUCUGGCCCAUCUUCUUCGCAAUAGACCCGAUCUGCAAUAUCCUCCUUCGACACGGACUUAAGGUUCCCUUCUGGAUACUAUUCCCUUUCAGCAAUAUUUUCGGCAGCUCCGUUGCGAUGGCCUUCACUGGGGUGCAACUCGCUCUCAACGAUAUCUCUCCUUCGCAUGAAAGCUUUGGCACGCUAAACGCACUUGUGCUGGCUCUGCAGUCUGGGAUCCGAGCAAUCUUUCCUGCCGCAUCUACGUCCCUAUACGCCAUAGGGGUGAAGUAUCAGAUACUUCUUGGGCAGCUGUUCUGGGUUGUACUUGUCCUGGUGGCCAUCGGUUUCAAUUUUGUCACGAGGCUCUUGCCGGAGAAGGCUCAAGGUAGGCCGAAGCCGAAGCCGAAGCCGUCGCAACAGGGAGACGACGAAGCUUGA
Messenger RNA from Didymosphaeria variabile, 1119 nucleotides. RefSeq lists its product as uncharacterized. The coding region runs from base 1 to 1119 and encodes 372 amino acids. The record is from RefSeq and is a predicted model, not a curated record. NCBI's taxonomy places the organism in Eukaryota, Fungi, Ascomycota, Dothideomycetes, Pleosporales, Didymosphaeriaceae. The transcript has 3 exons.